Molecule: messenger RNA, 3105 nt
Organism: Closterium sp. Naga37s-1
Lineage: Eukaryota; Viridiplantae; Streptophyta; Zygnematophyceae; Desmidiales; Closteriaceae
Source: the annotation of a GenBank genome assembly
AUGCUUCGAGAGGUCGGACCGCGACAGGCGGAGCCGCGAGAGGCGGAGUCGCGCGAGUCGCGAAUAAAGGCUAGAGUGGUUUCGGGGAAAGCCACAAGCGCAAGUGGCAGUGGGCAUAACAGUGGGGUAGGAAUUAACGGCGGGGAGCGCGCCGCGAUUCGCGGCGAGAUUCGUGGGGUGCAGGAAGAGCGGGUGGAUGGGAGGGAGGAGGUGACGUUGGGUUCAAUCACCAUGGCAGUUGCUGACGUCAACAGCGACCCCACCAUCCUGCCACGUCAGCGCAUCCGCCUGAUCACCGGCAACAUCAGCGCCAGCACGCCAUCCAUGCUCAGCCAGUUGGCAGGAUUUUCCCCCUCCUCUCCUUCCCGUUCCUCCCCCUCUGCCCCUGCAGCCAUGGCAACAGUGCAGCAGCGGCCAGUGGCAAUCAUAGGCCCGGGGACGUCCGACCAAGCAGCUCUCAUUAGCCCACUUGCCACUGCCACUCAGACUCCCUUAGUGUCCGCGGCAGCAACAGACGUGCAGCUCACAGUGGGGGGUGCUCGGCCGUUCUUCAUGCGGACCAUUCCCAACGAUGGUGUUGACAUGCAAGCCAUAGCCGCGCUGCUGCUACGCUACAAGUGGAGGCAGUUUGUGGCAGUCUACACGGACAACCGCUUCGGCCGCAACGGCAUCACGGCGCUCAUGACUUACCUGCUCGAAAAAAAGGCGUCGUAUGUGCACAUUGCCCAAAGGGUGCCUGUCAAGUCCACGUGGACAUCUGAUGACGUGGCACAGGCCCUGGCUGCCAGCAAGGCAGUGGACUCCUCCGUCUAUGUGCUGCACGCAUCCUCUACCAUGUCUGCUCUCAUACUCGAUACAGCGAGCAAGCUGGGCAUGAUAGGCAAGAACUACGUGUGGAUCGCAUCGGAGGGGGCUGCUCAGGCCAACACGUCCACACUGCAGAGUGCAGAGGGUCUGAUAAUCACAGCGUCGUAUCACCCGCCAUCCCAACGCCUGUCAGCCUUCAAGCAGCGGUGGAAGCAGCUGAGCGAUCAGCAGUUCCCAGGGGCGGCUGAGGAGGACCCUAAGACCUACAGCCUCGCAGCCUACGACGCUGUUUACCUCGUCUCCCUCGCCCUGCACUCCCUGCUGCAACACACCAGCAGUAGCAGCAGCAGCAGCAGCAGCAGCGGCAGCACCAGCAGCACCAGCAGCAAUGGCAGCAGCAGCAGCACGGGAGCACACUUUUUUGCGAUGUCUGCUGUUGCAAGUAACAGUGCCUUGAUACUGCCGGUGGCAGGGCAAGGGGCGGAGGCAGGUGGUGGGCUCGUUCCGCUGCUGCAGAACCUGCAGCGCAACCCAGUGGGCUCUGCACUCCGUCGAGCCAUCCUCAACACAACCUUCGAAGGCCUCACAGGAAGGGUCUCCCUCAACCCACACGGUGAUCUGCAAGCCGAUGCCACGGAGGUGCUCAAUGUGGUGAAUGCCACGGCCAUGCGGGUUGGCUUCUGGACUCCUGCUUGGCAGCUCACGCCCUCUUUGAAGCAGCCAUCCAAGAACCAGCAAGAGGCACUCAACAUAGUGUUUCCGGGUGGGGUGACACAAGUACCCAUAGGCGCAUUUCCCAAGACGAAACUUCGAUUAGCUGUUCCAAAUAAAGUGGUCUACAAGCAGUUUGUCAACAUCUCCAAGGGAGAGGGCAACGGGCGCUUCUCAGGGUUCUGCAUCGACGUCUUCCACGCAGCUGUGGCCAUGCUGCCGUACCCACUCGACUUCGAGUUUGUGCAGUACGGGCAGGAUAACGUCUCCCCCAGCUACACCGAACUGGUGCUGGCUGUAGCAGCCAAGACGUAUGACGGGGCUAUUGGGGAUAUCACAGUCACAGAGACCCGCAAUAGAGCAGCCUUUUUCACAUACCCCAUAUUCCCAUCAGGCCUGGGGAUAAUGGGCUACGCAGUGGAAAACUCGAGUCCGUGGCUGGCGUUCCAGCCGUUCACAGUGAGCAUGUGGGGCGUGACAAUGGCGCUGUGUCUACUGGCGGGCCUCAUCACCUCGUUCCUGGAGCAGCAGUCAAACGAGGCCUUCCGAGGGAAGCUGCACCAGUGCCUGCAGAACGCCGCGUGGUUCGGCCUGCAAACCCUCUACGCCAUCCUGGAGUAUCCCGUCCGCACCUCCCUCGCCCGGCUCUUCGUCAUCGUGUUUCUCAUCAUCGGCUUCCUUAUAGUCACCAUGUACACUGCCAAUCUCACGUCUAUUGUCACAGUCAACCGGCUCAAGCCCUCCGCAAUGGACAUUGGUUCCGCCGCCUCGACCUCAUCCCCCAUUGGCUACCAGCUGGGGUCAUUCAUCAACGCGUACCUGCUACAGAUGGGCAUCCCUGCGAACCGCCUGGUGGCACUGAAUAACGAGGAUGAGUAUGCAGAGGCGCUGACCUCGGGCCGUGUGGGGGUGAUAGUGGAUGAGAGCCCCUACCUGCAGCUCUUCUCCCUCGACUUCUGCGAUGUUGCCUUGGCGCCUCAGCCCUUCUCCCUCCUCAACCUCGCAUUUGCCUUCCCCAAGCGCUCGCAGCUGGGCCUAGACACAUUACAGGCGAUAAUGCAGCUGUCAAUGUCAGGCCACCUGCAGCAGCUUCACCAACCCUUUUUUAACGCGCAUCAAUACCCCCCCCCUCCCCUUUUCCCCCUCCCCCCUCCUCACCCCACCCAUUCCGUCCCCUUCCCACAGGCCUUCCCAAAGGGCUCGCAGCUGGGACUAGACGUAUCGCAGGCGAUAGUGCAGCUGACAAUGUCAGGCGAGCUACAGAAGCUGCGGGAGAAACACUUCAGCGGGAUCAACGGCUCCUGCACCCAACCCAGCAGCAGCAGCAGCGACAGCAGCAGCUAUGGCAUAUCCUCCUCCUCCUCUUCUGGGAUUUCCUCGCUGGCGGCAGACUCGGCAGUGCAGCUGUCAAUGCAGAAGUUCCUCGGGCUCUACAUCAUAUUUGGCUCCGUCUCGCUGGGCUGCUGCCUGCUCUACGUGUUGCUCCUCAUCCACCGCGGCUACCGAGCCAGCAGGUACGGACGAGGUAGCAGGUAUGGUCAAAAGUUUGCUGACUGGCACAGGCAUCCCAAUCCAAGCACGCCCUAG